Molecule: messenger RNA, 1074 nt
Organism: Knipowitschia caucasica
Lineage: Eukaryota; Metazoa; Chordata; Actinopteri; Gobiiformes; Gobiidae
Source: the annotation of a GenBank genome assembly
AUGUGCUCACACUGUUACAACAAGAACUACAUUUCCAACAGCCCGGUGCUGAGCAGCAGAGUGGCCGUCACUGUCCACGUUCUGGACAUAAACGAGUUCCCCCCAGAGCUCAGCAGCGCCUACGAGACCUUUGUGUGCGAGAACGCCAAGCAAGGACAGGUGAUCCAGUUGUUCAGCGCCAAAGACCAGGACCUCCCCUCGGCCGGACAACAGUUCUCCUUCAAAGCCGUGAAAGAAGACGGCAAGAACAAGAACUUCACCGUGCGCGACUUUGGGAACAACACGGCGGGCAUCGUCACCAAGCGCGGGGGCUUCCGGCGGCGUCUGCAGGAGCUGUACGUGCUGCCGGUGGUGAUCGAGGACAACGGGUACCCCCCCAAGAGCAGCACGGGGACCCUGAGCAUCCGGGUGUGCGGCUGCGGCGCCGACGGCUCCGUGCUCAGCUGCAGCGCCGAGGCCGUCUUCCUCCCGGUGGGACUCAGCACCGGCGCCCUCAUCGCCAUCCUGCUCUGCAUCGUCAUCCUCCUCGUGAUUGUGGUGCUGUACGUGGGGCUGCGGCGGCAGAAGAAGAAGGAGACCCUGAUGUCAUCAAAGGAGGACGUCCGCGACAACGUCAUCCACUACGACGACGAGGGCGGCGGCGAGGAGGACACGCACGCCUUCGACAUGGGAACGCUGCGCAACCCCAAGGCCGUCAACGAGAACAUGCUGCGGCGAGACGUGAAGCCGGAGCACAGGCUGAAGAACGGCCCCGCCCCCGGCGUGUCCCGGGAGAGCGCCGACAUCCGGGACUUCAUCUGCCAACGCUUGAAAGACCACGACACGGACACGUCGGCGCCGCCAUACGACUCUCUGGCCACCUACGCGUACGAGGGUGACGGGUCCGUGGCCGAGUCCCUGAGCUCCAUAGAGACCCACGCCGUGCCGGAGCCGGAGCUGGAGCCGGAGAUGGAGGAGCAGGAGGACUACGAAUACCUCAGCGAGUGGGGCCCCCGCUUUAAGACGCUAGCCGGGAUUUUCGGGGAUCAUUCUGAAACGCGGUCGGACUCAACGGCGCCGGAGAGCACGCAAUGA